Molecule: messenger RNA, 3573 nt
Organism: Herpailurus yagouaroundi (jaguarundi)
Lineage: Eukaryota; Metazoa; Chordata; Mammalia; Carnivora; Felidae
Gene: IMPA1
Product: inositol monophosphatase 1
Exons: 10
Coding region: 853-1686 (277 amino acids)
Biological process (GO): phosphatidylinositol phosphate biosynthetic process; inositol metabolic process; signal transduction
Molecular function (GO): inositol monophosphate 1-phosphatase activity
Source: RefSeq, a predicted model, not a curated record
CUUAAGUAGAGUUAACAAGAUACCCAAGAUUGCUGGGAAAAGAAUCACCAAGUUGGUCCCUCUUUUUUCAAAUAUAGGGUAAUUGGGCACUAUUACUCCUGCCCAUGGGUGACCUUGGCACCUUGUGGCUGGGCAAAGGCCAUUCCCCAAACCCCCUCCUUGUAUAGUCAGGUGUCUGGGAAAGUAUCAGGGGCAUUGAGUCUCACCUCUUUUCCAUUUUGAGGUUUAGUAGAAUUAGAACUCUCAUGGAUGGAAGUCAGCUGGUAGGAAAGGAUAUCAGAGACCCUGAAGAGGGAACUCGCAUUUAGGGAAGUCUGGAAUGGUGACCUGGCAGGCAUAUCAGAAGCAGAUUUUGUCCUGACAUAUUAUGUUGCUGAUACUGGAACCUGCCUGACCCCCAACCACCAUGGAAUAGCCAGAUGAUUUGGGACUUGGAAAAAUGGCUGCAGAUAGGGCUGUAGGUUUCAAAACUGUUCCUUUGGGGAAGCCGAGAGCAAUGUACCAGGUACUGAGGUCUCUGCAGCCAUCUGAACUACUCAGACCACUGGACAAAAAUCUUUUGGAUUGUGUGGGGGACCAGUUUCCAGCACUGCCAAAACCAGAUAUGCGCGCUAAAAGAUUAUCCAAUUUUAGGUGUUUGGAAGACAGACAGUCACUGAAGCAACACUGACUUGAACAAUUGUGAAGUAGCAUCUGAGGCCCCUAGAAAAAGAUUGGACUUCCUGCUCAUUUGAGGAAGAACACAGCCACGGAUCCUGCCGGUAGUCUAGUGAUAGAGUCUGACCUCUUCCAACUCAAGACUUAGGGAUUUUUAACUGCUUUGUCCUGACUCCUGUUAAAUCUGCUCAGAAGAUGGCUGAUCCUUGGCAGGAAUGCAUGGACUAUGCAGUAACCCUAGCAAGACAGGCUGGAGAGGUGGUUCGUGAAGCUAUAAAAAAUGAAAUGAAUGUCAUGGUCAAAAGUUCUCCAGCUGAUUUGGUAACAGCUACUGACCAAAAAAUUGAAAAAAUGCUUCUCUCUUCCAUAAAGGAAAAGUAUCCAUCUCACAGUUUCAUUGGUGAGGAAUCUGUGGCAGCUGGGGAAAAAAGUGUCUUAACCGACAGCCCUACAUGGAUCAUUGACCCUAUUGAUGGAACAACUAAUUUUGUCCAUAGGUUUCCUUUUGUAGCUGUUUCAAUUGGCUUUACUGUAAAUAAAAAGAUGGAAUUUGGAGUUGUAUACAGUUGCCUGGAGGAUAAGAUGUAUACCGGCAGGAAAGGAAAGGGAGCCUUUUGUAAUGGUCAAAAACUACAGGUUUCACAACAAGAAGAUAUUACCAAAUCACUCUUGGUGACAGAGUUUGGCUCUUCUAGAACACCAGAGACUGUAAGAAUUAUUCUUUCUAAUCUGGAAAGGCUUUUGUGUGUUCCCAUUCAUGGGAUCCGAGGUGUUGGAACAGCAGCUAUUAAUAUGUGCCUUGUGGCAACUGGCGUUGCAGAUGCAUAUUAUGAAAUGGGAAUUCACUGCUGGGAUAUGGCAGGAGCUGGCAUCAUUGUUACUGAAGCUGGUGGAGUGCUAAUGGACGUGACAGGUGAGCCAUUUGACUUGAUGUCACGAAGAAUAAUUGCUGCAAAUAGUAAAACAUUAGCAGAAAGAAUAGCCAAAGAAAUUCAAGUAGUACCGUUUCAAAGAGAUGAUGAAGAUUAACUGCAACAGCCUCGCGUAUUCAGUCACGGUUCCAUCGCCCCUGUAUUUGCUGACACACUGAUGAUGUUAUAAAAUUUAGGACGUUUAUUUCAGAUGUAUAAUAUGAUUGGCUUAAGUUGUCUUUGAUAUCCAGAUUAAAAAAUUUCAGUUUGUUGUAUAUUUUACUAAGACUAGGUAUGCGAGAAUACAUGAAAUGUUGCAUUGUUUUAACAAACUUUGCUUGUGAGAGUGCACUUUGGGAAAGAUAUACAGGUAGUUGAUAAGACAAAGUAUCAUUGACUGAAAUAGCAGUUUAGAGUUUCUAAGUAUAUAUGAGCCUCUGAAAUUCUGACUGUGUACAUAAGCAUUCUUAACUACAAAGUUAACUUUUUGGAAAAAAUUUUCUUUAGUUCCCAAAGCCAUAUUUAAUUAAAUUUGUAAGAAUUAAUGGGUCCUUCCUAGACCAAGGUUUUUUUUCUUUGCAGAGAACCUUGUUUUAUUCAUCAGUGUACACGUAGCACCUAGCAGAGUAUUUGUUAAACAUGGGCAGUCUAAAAAUAAGCAUUCAAAAGAUAUUUUGAAGGUAGCAAUUCCUAGUUAUACAUAAAGCAAUGAGCUCACCCUUUAUUUUUACUUCAGGUGUUAAAGAUGAUCUCAUCCUUUUCAUAUUUUACGGUAUCAUUCCUUUUAACUCUUCACAUUGCCAUAUCAUUUCAAUUCCUGUACCAUCAGGUAUCCUUUCUACUUGUGGGCAUUUCUGCAGUUAAUGUUUUCCAAGACACUACAGUAUUUGUUUGGAAUCUUUUAAAGUCCCAAUGUUUAAAAAAAAAAGUUUCAAAACAUUAUCAGGCAUCUAAUUUAAAUUCUAUAGUUAGAGUAUAAAAUUGUACUAAAUUCAGGGGCUCCUGGGUGACUCAGUUGGUUAAGUGUCCAACCUCGGCUCAGGUCGUGAUCUCACGGUUCGUGGGUUCGAGCCCCGCAGCGGGCUCUGUGCUGACAGCUCAGAGCCUAGAGCCUGCUACAGAUUCUGUGUCUCCCUCAUGCACUCUCUCAAAAACAACCAAACAUUUUAAAAAACUGUACUAAAUUCAAUAUUAAUGUUUGAAAGUUGUUCCUACUGAUCUUGUUGCACACAGGAGACCUACAAUCUGGCAGGUAAACUGUAUUAUUAAUUGGUGUUUUUUUCCCCAAACUCCUUAAUUUUGUUGCCACUGGCUUCUAUUCAGUCUUUAAAUAUUCCUUACUAGUCUUUGUCUUAGGAAACUCAAAGAAAAUUGUUCUGGUUCAUAAACAUUUUAAAUAAGGUCAAUUGACUGCUUAGCCUUGUCCUUUGACACUUGAAUAGACUAUUAAUUUUUGUUAGUCUCAUGUGAACCUGGUAUUUGAUAAAAGAAAAAGUACAUUUAUAAAGUUUAAGGUAGGGGAUUAUUGUGCACUUCAUUAUACUAAGAUUUGAGUAUUGUAAUUAUUUACUGUUGGUCAUGUGCAGUAAAAAUAUACUGUAUUCUGUAGUUAAUUUUGCAAUUAAAUUUAAGAUUCAUAAAAUUUUAAGUAUAACUGAACAUUGUUAAAGUUUAUAGUUUAUGUUUGAGAUUUGUGUUGAGUUGUGAAUGUUGACACUUGCAGUUGUGGCUGAAUAUAUGUUCUUGGGUUUUUUUUUUGUCUACAGUUUUCUCAACUUUUCUAAAAGUCUUUUAGAAUAAUUUUCCAAAAAGUAGCUUUUUUCCCCCUAAAUGCAAUUAAUUAGAUAAUUGGUGGCUGAAAUUUCUUUAGACAUUGAAAAAAAGAGGUUUGACAAGUGAGUUAUCUGCCAAUAGUUUGUAAACCUUCUAGCAGUUCCUUCUAGUAUUUACCUUCAUCAUUUUAAAGGUAUAUUAAAGGAUAUUUAAAGGAUAUAUUUAAAGGCUA